GCAUGAUGUUAUUCUUGUUGACAAGUUCAGUUCUAGCACAAACACAAGGCGAUGAUUAUGAUUACGAUGAUGCAUUUGCUCCGGAGCCAAGUCCAUCAGAUGAUGGAUCUCCGGCUCCGAUAGUAGACGAUAUGGAGGCUCCGGCACCAGCACCGGUGCCGGAGGCUGCUCCAUCAAGUGGUGAGGAGAGGAGAGCUUUGGUGCCAGCUUUGUUUGCCUUUGGAGACUCUUUGAUUGACAGUGGAAAUAACAAUCGCCUAUUUUCAUUUGCAAAAGCAAAUUAUUUCCCUUAUGGCAUUGAUUUUGGUGGCCCUACUGGACGUUUCUCUAAUGCUUACACCAUCCUUGAUCAGAUUGGUGAUCUUCUGGGAUUGCCACUGCUUCCACCAUAUUCGGAGACAUUCAACGUCGACAAAAUGCGUUUCGGAGUUAAUUAUGCUUCUGCUGCUGCUGGUAUUCUUGAUAUUACGGGCUUUCACUUUGUGGAGCGAAUCCCAUUCGGUUAUCAAAUUAAAAACUUUGAAAACACGUUGGUGAGUUUGAUAAAAAAUAUGAGUGCACCAAUUGUGGAAGAGGCAAUUCCCAAAUGCAUUUUCUUUGUUGGGAUGGGCAGCAAUGACUACCUCAACAAUUACAUUAUGCCUGCUUACUUUACUCAAGAUGAAUACACUCCUCAAAAGUUUGCUGAAUUAUUGGUUCAUCAAUACAAAGAGCAAUUGAUAAAAUUAUAUAAUCUUGGAGCUCGGAAAUUUAUAAUUGCUGGGAUUGGACAAAUGGGAUGCAUCCCAUUCUUGCUAGCAGAAAGUUCAAAUGGUGAAUGCUCAGAAAUAGUGAAUCAAAUGGUGCACCCAUUCAAUGCCAAAUUAAAGACAAUGAUCAUGACACUCAACAAGAGUGAACUGCCUGGUGCCCACUUCAUUUUCCUUGACAUAGAAAAUAUGUUCAAGGAUAUCUUUAUCAACUACAAGUCCUAUGGGUUUAGUGUGAAAGAUCGUGGGUGUUGUGGGUCAGGGAAAAACAAAGGGGAAGUAACUUGUCUUCCAAUGCAAACACCAUGUCCAAAUAGAGAUGACUACUUAUUUUGGGAUGCAUAUCACCCAACUUCUGCUGUCAACCUCUUGCUUGGAGAUAUGGCUUUCUAUGGAGGUCCCAAUUUUACUUUUCCUAUGAAUAUUCAGCAACUUGCUACUCUCUGAAAUUCAAGACUAUGAAAUAUAAUGUAGUAGUCAUUUUUUUCAAAAAUAUAAUCCAGGUCUUCCUUGUUAUGGAUGGUUAUUUACAUUUGUUAGCAGUGAUUGCUGAACUAUAAUUUAUAAGG
Nicotiana attenuata is the source of this 1318-nucleotide messenger RNA. Its product is annotated as GDSL esterase/lipase At1g71691-like. Gene Ontology annotation, molecular function: hydrolase activity, acting on ester bonds. Lineage: Eukaryota; Viridiplantae; Streptophyta; Magnoliopsida; Solanales; Solanaceae. The record is from RefSeq and is a predicted model, not a curated record. Bases 3 to 1196 code for a protein of 397 amino acids. The transcript has 5 exons.